UUCACUUCCUUCUUCCGCACGGCGCUAGGAUAACAACAAAUGCACCAUGAAGUUACCAGUUUUAUUUUUAAUUUUCGCCGUGCAUUUUCUCUCGGGGACUGCACACAUCGGGAAAAAUGUGGGGAAUUUCUUUAGCAGCCAGCACACCAACAACUGGGCUGUUCUGGUUUGCACGUCGAGAUUUUGGUUCAACUAUCGUCACGUGGCCAAUACUUUAUCCGUGUAUAGAAGUGUCAAGAGGCUCGGUAUUCCUGACAGCCACAUAGUGCUGAUGCUGGCGGACGACAUGGCGUGUAACCAUAGAAACCCCAAACCGGCCACCGUCUUCAGUCACAAAAACAUGGAGCUGAACGUGUACGGGGACGACGUCGAGGUGGACUACAGAGGAUACGAGGUGACGGUGGAAAACUUCCUUCGGGUUUUGACCGGGAGGUUACCACCCAGCACGCCGCGCUCCAAACGCCUCCUGUCUGACGAUCGAAGCAACAUACUCAUUUAUUUAACUGGUCACGGCGGAAAUGGUUUUCUGAAGUUCCAGGACUCGGAGGAGAUAAGCAACGUGGAGCUGGCUGACGCGUUCGAGCAGAUGUGGCAGAAAAGAAGAUACAAUGAGCUGCUGUUUAUCAUCGACACGUGUCAGGGCGCCUCCAUGUACGAGCGCUUCUACUCCCCGAACCUCAUGGCUCUGGCCAGCAGUCAGGUCGGAGAGGACUCGCUAUCUCACCAGCCUGAUUUAGCCAUCGGGGUUCACCUCAUGGACCGCUACACCUUUUACCUGCUCGAGUUCCUGGAGGACGUCCACCCGGCCAGCAAAACCAACAUGAACGACCUGUUCAAAGUUUGUCCCAAGAGCCAGUGCGUGUCCACUCCAGGCCACCGUACCGACCUCUUCCUCCGGGACCCGGGAAGCGUUCUGAUCACGGACUUCUUCGGCAGCGUCCGAAAAGUGGAGAUCACCACAGACGCCAUCGAGCUGACAGAGCCCAUCAAACAGAAAGAGCACACCGCCGUGAGUGAGGAGCAGGAGAGGAAGCAGUACUCGUAUGUGGACCAGCUGCCAGUGUCUGAGAUCAUACAUCAGAAGCCGAAGCAGAAGGACUGGCACCCCCCUGACGGCUUCAUCCUGGGCCUGUGGACCCUCAUCCUGCUGGUGUUUUUCAGAGCGUACGGCAUCAAGCACCUCAAGCACAUCUUCUGAGAGCUCACGUGUCUCCGCUGUCUCCUCCAACCCUGCGCCGUCUUCCAUUCUCUCUCUCCUUUCUUCUCUCCCUGCCCCACAAGAGAGUUUUUGGAGUUUUAUAACUAGGGCCCGACCGAUAUGGAUAUUUUUGCAGCCGAUAUGAUACAGAUAAAACAGGAGUUGAAGCUGCCGAUAGUCGAUCUAAAAGCCGAUAUAUUUAGAGAUGUAAAAAUUCACUGUAAAUCUUCAAUUGGUUAUAAACACUUAGGUCUGGCUCUACUGGACUUUUUAUACUGGGUUUGUUUAGGCGACAUUUACUGUUAUUCAGCUUCUUUACUGUCAUAUUUCAAGACAGUAGGUCGGCCUAAUGGCAUUUUUUCCUGACAUUCAUGCCAGUACAGUAAAGAAAGCUAAGUAUACUACUGCUUUCAGCCUUUAGCGGUAAAUGCAUGCCGAUCAUUCACACCUCUAUUCACAGCUCAUCUACAUAUGAAUGCAGGUAAUGUGUGUAAUGUGUGUAAUGUGUAUAAUGUGUGUACAGCCACGAUAUUCACUUUACACGAGGCCAGUGUAAGAGAAAACAGGCUGUUUAUGUGUGGGAGCUACAGCAGCUAAGAGCGAACCAAUGAGAAAGAACCAAAAUUUGCCUCAAAACCGACACAUUUGCGACACUCACCGCUCACACAGGCUCCUCCCAGAUCACAAGUCUUCACAAAUAAGUGUCCUUGUAAUCCUGACUCAAAACGACUGUCCGUAAACGAAUGUUCUAGGGGUUCUCUCUCUUAAGAUUAGUCCUGGUUUAGUCCUGGUUUAGUCCUGGUUUAGACCUGGUUUAGACCUGG
Boleophthalmus pectinirostris (great blue-spotted mudskipper) is the source of this 2022-nucleotide messenger RNA. RefSeq names its product phosphatidylinositol glycan anchor biosynthesis, class K (gene pigk). NCBI's taxonomy places the organism in Eukaryota, Metazoa, Chordata, Actinopteri, Gobiiformes, Gobiidae. Gene Ontology annotation, biological process: protein localization to cell surface; proteolysis; attachment of GPI anchor to protein. The transcript has 11 exons. The record is from RefSeq and is a predicted model, not a curated record. Gene Ontology annotation, cellular component: GPI-anchor transamidase complex. Gene Ontology annotation, molecular function: GPI-anchor transamidase activity. Bases 47 to 1198 code for a protein of 383 amino acids.